GUCGUGUACUGGGGAGUCACGACCAAACUGACUACGAUACAGGCAGACUUUGCAGCGCAGGUGCAUUGUCACCGUGUAUGGAACGGUUGAGCCGACCCCAUUCCCUGGUCUGCGCGAAGACCGGCGCCUCAACCUUCCUGCACAAUAGGAUGGUUCGCGUGCUGUUAAA
Ectocarpus sp. CCAP 1310/34 is the source of this 169-nucleotide messenger RNA. Lineage: Eukaryota; Phaeophyceae; Ectocarpales; Ectocarpaceae. The record is from the annotation of a GenBank genome assembly.